Megalops cyprinoides (Indo-Pacific tarpon) is the source of this 4223-nucleotide messenger RNA. Its product is annotated as lysyl oxidase homolog 2B-like. Gene Ontology annotation, molecular function: protein-lysine 6-oxidase activity; copper ion binding. The record is from RefSeq and is a predicted model, not a curated record. Lineage: Eukaryota; Metazoa; Chordata; Actinopteri; Elopiformes; Megalopidae. The coding region runs from base 175 to 2412 and encodes 745 amino acids. Gene Ontology annotation, biological process: peptidyl-lysine oxidation; sprouting angiogenesis. The transcript is spliced from 14 exons. Gene Ontology annotation, cellular component: membrane.
GUCCAGUGAAAGGGUGGGAGAAAGCAAGGAAGCUUCACACAACUCGCAGAAUAGCGCUGGUCUGUCCACACCAGUCCACAGCCAGGGGGCCAAUUCGAAGACAGCAUUACUGUGGGCAGCAGACAUCUCCGUUUUCAAAGGCCCGUCUAUCACAGCCCCUGAUUGGUCAGUUCAAUGCCGGCCCCCUGCUCUCUGCCCCUCCCCCUCGCUCUGCUGAGCGUGUGGGCGAUAUGCUGCUCGGCCUCAGAGCUGCCCCCAGACACCCCCAAAAUCCAGCUCCGUCUGGCGGGGGUCAAGCGCAAGCACAGCGAGGGCCGUGUGGAGGUGUACUACAACGGCGAGUGGGGCACCGUGUGUGAUGACGACUUCUCCAUCCACGCCGCCCACGUGGUGUGCAGAGAGCUGGGCUUCCUGGAGGCCAAGUCCUGGUCCCCGUCCUCCAAGUACGGCCGAGGAGAAGGGCGGAUCUGGUUGGACAAUGUCCACUGCACAGGGCAGGAGGCGUCCCUUGCCCUCUGCUCCUCCAACGGAUUCGGGGUGUCGGACUGCAAGCACACAGAGGAUGUGGGCGUGGCCUGCAGUGAAAAGAGGAUCCCAGGGUUCCGCUUCCUCAGCUCUCUGAACGACAACAUAGAGAGCCUGCCCAUCCAGGUGGAGGAUGUGCGGAUCCGGGCGAUCCUGGCGGCCCAGCGGAGGCGUAUCCCGGUGACGGAAGGGUACGUGGAGGUGAAGGAUGGGGGCAAGUGGAGGCAGAUCUGUAACGAGGAGUGGACCCUGAUGAACUCACGCGUCGUCUGCGGCAUGUUCGGCUUCCCGGGGGAGAAGAGGCACAACCCACGCGUCUACAAGAUAUACGCGCAGAGGAGAAAGAUCAGUUACUGGGGCCACUCGGUGAACUGCACGGGGAACGAGGCGCACCUGUCUGCCUGCAGGUUGGGGAACAGGCUGCCUCGGAAGGGCAACAGCAGCUGCCCCCAGGGCACCCCCACAGUGGUCAGCUGCAUCCCCGGCCGGGCCUUCGCCCCCACGCCCCUCACAGGCUUCAGGAAGGCCUACAGGCCAGAGCAACCGCUGGUGCGCCUGAGGGGCGGAGCCAUGGUGGGAGAGGGGCGGGUGGAGGUUCUGAAGAAUGGCCAAUGGGGCACCAUCUGUGACGACAACUGGAACAUCCGGGCGGCGAGUGUGGUGUGCAGAGAGCUGGGCUUCGGCUCCGCCAAGGAGGCCGUCGCAGGGGGUCGCAUGGGACAAGGAAUGGGCCCAGUCCACAUGAAUGAGGUUGAGUGCUCCGGGUUCGAGAAGUCCAUCACAGAGUGCUACUUCAACAGGGACUCUGCGGGGUGCAGCCAUGAGGAGGACGCGGGCGUGAGGUGCACUGUGCCCGCCAUGGGCUUCCACCAGAGGCUGCGUCUCAGUGGGGGGCGGAACCCCUUCGAGGGGCGCGUGGAGGUUCUGGCGGAGAGGAACGGCUCGCUGGUCUGGGGCACGGUGUGCAGUGACGGUUGGGGCACGCUGGAGGCCAUGGUGGUGUGCCGCCAGCUCGGCCUGGGCUACGCCAGUCACGCCUUCCAGGAGACCUGGUACUGGCCGGGAGACGUGACCGCUGACGAUGUGGUGAUGAGUGGGGUCAGGUGUUCGGGGACAGAGAUGUCCCUGUCACACUGUCUGCACCACGGGCAGUACCUGAACUGCCCCCGAGGGGGGGGUCGCUUCUCCGCGGGGGUGUCCUGCUCUGAGACGGCACCGGACCUGGUUCUGAACCCGCAGGUGGUGGAGCACACGACGUACCUGGAGGACCGGCCCAUGUUUAUGCUGCAGUGCGCGUACGAGGAGAACUGCCUGUCCAGCACCGCCAACGCUGGCCGCAGCGACUCCUACCGCCGCCUGCUCCGCUUCUCCUCCCAGAUACACAACAACGGGCAUUCGGACUUUCGCCCCAAAAACGGACAACACUCCUGGAUCUGGCAUGAAUGCCACAGGCACUUUCACAGCAUGGAGGUGUUCACACACUACGACCUGCUGAGGCCGAAUGGCUCCAAGGUGGCAGAGGGACACAAGGCCAGCUUCUGCCUGGAGGACUCAGAGUGUGACGAGGGUAUCAACAAGAGGUAUGUGUGCGCCAACUUCGGCCAGCAAGGAAUCAGUGUGGGAUGCUGGGAUACGUACAGGCACGACAUCGACUGCCAGUGGAUCGACGUGACCGAUGUUACGCCUGGCGAUUACAUUCUCCAGGUCAUAAUCAACCCCAAUUACGAGGUGGCAGAGUCAGACUACUCCAACAAUGUCAUGAAGUGCAGGUGUCGGUAUGAUGGAUACCGCAUAUGGACAUACAACUGUCAUAUAGGUGGGUCACUAAGCUCAGAAACUGAGGACACCUUCCCUGGGCUGCUGACCAACCAGGUGUCCUACAGGUAAGAAGAACUAAAGGCAUACAGACAGAAAGAUGGAGAGAAGACUCAGAUUACAAGAAUCAACAUUACAAGAGUUGGAGAGACAGCCGGAACCUCCAACCACUAGAGGCGCUGUCUCUCUCGCUGUUCCCUACUGAGCGCCGCUGGACAAAACCUUUCACUUCUAAGUCUCAGGUCCAGGAUGCUCGAUCCAGGCACUUUCUGCCCUUACCAACUGAUCAGGCGUCAGAAUCAAAAUUUGGUUCAAUUUCGAAUGGUUGAGUUUAGGAUUGGAGGUAGGCAAGCUGAUCUCAGAUCUGUUGCCAAGAGCAGAAAGUACCUGGAGCACCCGAUCCCCAUGCCUGAAUGCCUCUGCCCUCCUUUCAGACGUGAAGCCUGAUUUUAACCUGCUCUCUGGAGAACGACACUCCCAGCCAGGGGCCCCGUCUCUCUGAGGGGAGAGGAGGCCUUUGCUGGGACUCAGUGGUUCGAAUAUGAGACACUGAUGGUUUUCAGCUUUUUAAGGCUUAAGAUGAGGUGCUGUGGAAAGGAAAGCUCUCUCCACAUGUAAAAGGGAAGCCUACACGCACUUUCCAAAAUGAUUGUAAUACGAGUGGUUUCCAGCUCCGUGCAUAGCUUCUGUGAAUCUGCAAAGGAAUAUUAUUAUACACGCCUAGAAAUGACAUCUGCUGAAUCUCCUCCCAUGCUGACUAAACGCUGUGACUCAACCCUGUUCACCCCCUGCCUCAGACCUCACGCAGCGACACAUUCCGGAACCUUCUCUGCUGUAAAUCCCGGUACACAGCUGAAGCACAGGGCUGUGUUCCAGCAGGUGUGUUUCACCUGGAUGUCCAGACUCUUACUAACUUCAGAAACAGGCUCACCGCCUGUGAUACGGGAAGUUUAACAGUUAAGAUGUGCAUUAGGAUGUUCAGGCAUUUACUGACACACCACUUUAACCCUGCUGUUUACAUGCACCUCGAAAGAGCAGAUGUACUGGAGUGUAAACUGGGGAAAGCCACUGCUGAGAAGUCCUCACUUCUCUCUCACCCAUGUAACAUGGCUGACAGUUAACAACACGAUUAGCAUGUAGCAGAACAACCCAGACAGAGGAGCACACUGCUGAAGCAUAUCACAGCACUGAGUUUCACUACUUUCCCAUCACUUCAUGCUAAUUUCAACCACUGCCGAGCUCACAGCAACUGAAGGAGGUGACUUCCUUUGCACCUUCCUGUCCCUCACAUGUAUGCUCAUUACACUGUGAUCCUGGAACACUGCCCUACAGUGUCUGAGGCGUUAGAGUUUGACGGUGUUUGCAGUUCAGAGCCUGGGGUUUGCAAAAGGGAGUGAAUGAAACAGGACACCAUUGCUGGGUGCCACACUAAGGGUUACGAGUGUUAGCGUUAGCUAGCUACUGUUAGCAUGUACAAAGGCCAAUUAACAGUGAAAUCCCCAAAGACUUGCUGUGAGAGACUGCUACAACACAGACAACUCCAUGCCUGUGUAGGAAUGUGUGAAUGCUUUUUUUUCAUAGUCAGUGCAUUUUUUAUACCUUUUGUAAAUGGUUCAGUCCUCUCCAGCUAGCAUUUAUAUGUAACUUAUUGCUGUGAAAGUCAGGGAUUGCAGUUGGAUAUGUUUUAUUUUGUCUAGCGUAAGCAAAUGCCCGUGUUUGUGAGUGACGCAUGUCUGGCUUCAUUGUAUUGUGUAUGUUCUGUACCAGUCCUGCUGUACUGUGGCCUUCUGUUUUCUGAGGGAGCAUACUGCAGGCUGAAAGGUGCUUACAGAUGCCCUUACUUGAAUGGGUAGGAUAAUAUCCACAUUAUGCUUCUGAACCCG